Cetraspora pellucida is the source of this 476-nucleotide messenger RNA. Lineage: Eukaryota; Fungi; Glomeromycota; Glomeromycetes; Diversisporales; Gigasporaceae. The record is from the annotation of a GenBank genome assembly.
ACAUUACCUCUGAAACCGUAACAACUACCAUAGACUGCUCAACUACGACACCUACAUUAUAUUCUUGUCCUGAUAGUUUACAAGUUCCUGAAGAAUGUGAUAAAUGUGAACAAACCACAACAACAACUUGCACACCUACUACAACAGUGUGUGCUCCUACAACAGUUCCUACAACAGCGUGUGCUCCUUUUAUUUCUGAAGAUAUUUGUUGUGGUUCUAGUGGUCCUGCGAGAAAUGGUUCAAUUGCUAAUACUGGAGAAUCUUAUUACAGUUUUAAUACGACUUCUCUAGAAAUCUGUUGUCAAUCAUGUUACGCGGAUUGUAAUUGCAUUAACUAUUUUUUUCUUUCAACCAGAGACCAAACUACUUGCUUUUUUUAUGGAGAGUCAGGCGUUACGUGUGGCGAUAUAUUCUACAAGUCACCAAAUCCAAAUUCACAGGAUGGAACUGUAGGAUGUGGUUUUUGUAGAACAUAA